This is a messenger RNA of Saccharomycodes ludwigii, 579 nucleotides long. It is a transcript of the gene HNT3, whose product is annotated as DNA 5'-adenosine monophosphate hydrolase. The record is from RefSeq and is a predicted model, not a curated record. Lineage: Eukaryota; Fungi; Ascomycota; Saccharomycetes; Saccharomycodales; Saccharomycodaceae. Gene Ontology annotation, cellular component: nucleus. Bases 1 to 579 code for a protein of 192 amino acids. Gene Ontology annotation, molecular function: single-stranded DNA binding; double-stranded RNA binding; mismatched DNA binding. The transcript has a single exon. Gene Ontology annotation, biological process: single strand break repair; double-strand break repair.
AUGUCCUGGAAAUAUGUACUUAAAGGGUAUAUUGUGAACCCUACCUCAGAAAAUACCUUAUUUUAUGAUGAUAGCUGUGUUAUAAUAAAAGACAGUUUCCCCAAGGCUAAAUAUCAUUUAUUGAUACUUCCAAGAGAUCAUAAAAUCACCAUUAAAGAUCCUAAAACAUUAACAUUUAAGGAAAAAUCUAGAUAUGAAAAAUAUAUUGUCUGGGCUAAAAAUUAUAUAUUGGAAACUUCGAAAAGUAACGGUGGUUUUGAUAAUAAUAUUAAAAUUAAUGAUAUAAGAGUCGGAAUUCACUACGUUCCCUCCUUAGCAAACUUGCAUAUUCAUGUAAUAACAAAUGAUUUUGUUAGUGAUAAGUUGAAAUACCCUAAGCAUUACAAGGCAUUCAAUGGGCCUUUUUUCGUUGAUUGGGACCAAUUGCCAUUGCCACCGCCAUAUUUAACUUCAAAGGAGGCUGAAAUGAAAUACAUAAAACUACAACCUUUAAAAUGUAGUCAUUGUGAUUAUCCAUUCAAAAAUUUACCCACUUUGAAAAAACAUUUAAAGCAGGAGUGGGAAACAAAAAAAAAUUAA